Molecule: messenger RNA, 843 nt
Organism: Parnassius mnemosyne (clouded apollo)
Lineage: Eukaryota; Metazoa; Arthropoda; Insecta; Lepidoptera; Papilionidae
Source: the annotation of a GenBank genome assembly
AUGAAAUUAUUUAUCUUUUUACUGUUUGCUCAAAAAUGUGUUGCUUUCGACAUCCCUAGUUCGAUUUGCAAAUCAGAUUUGAACAUAGACAACAACCAUUAUAAUAUAUCAACCACUUACCACAUUGAUGAUGCAUAUCCAACUGACGCACACUACGAUGAACGUGGAAACCUAUUUUUUGUUGAAGCUGGCCAAAAUUCAAAUGGGUAUAAUUUUAAUGCAAAGAUAAUCGAACAUAACUCAACGACACCGCAAAAAAUUCCUGGUCUUCCUAGUGGUAUAACCUACUCAAUUGCCAUAGACAAAAAUAAUGGGAAAGUAUAUUUUAGCACGGGCGAAGGCAUUUUUGCAUAUAACUAUGAUGCCCAUAAUGCCACAUUAGUCUCAGAACCAAAUACAAAAUUUAACAUGAUAUUUGUUGAUAAAGAGGGUAAUAAAUAUGUCACUGAAAAUGUUGAUGGAAUUGAAGAAGUAUACCUCCUGGUAGGUGAAAGCAAAAUCCAUUUUAAAAGUCUUGAAGCAUUAGAAGAAAUGGCUAUAGACAGUAAAAACAACUUUUAUUUUAUUAAACAAGAAAAAUUGUUUGUUUUAAAAUCCACCCAAUCAUCUCCAACCCUAAUUGGCAGUGUACCUUAUGAUGGAGUUGCACAGAUAUCAUUUUACAAUGAGCGAGUGUUUAUAGCUAGCAAAAAUUUCACUUAUUUUCAUGAAAAUGAUACAAAAUUCAUGCGAGUUAUAGGAAAUGUGACAGAAAAAGUUUCAGCCAUUGCUUUUGACAAUGAUGGAAAUUUCAUUCUUGGAGUAUGUGGAAAACUGUUACAAUACAAGAAACAUCAGUGUUAA